Molecule: messenger RNA, 8277 nt
Organism: Lutzomyia longipalpis
Lineage: Eukaryota; Metazoa; Arthropoda; Insecta; Diptera; Psychodidae
Product: neurobeachin-like protein 1
Exons: 10
Coding region: 139-7971 (2610 amino acids)
Biological process (GO): intracellular protein localization
Cellular component (GO): membrane; cytosol
Molecular function (GO): protein kinase binding
Source: RefSeq, a predicted model, not a curated record
GCUGAUUGAAGAAUAUUUUUUCGUGGGAGUUUUUGUGUUUAUUUUCCAUUCAGUUUUAGCGAAAGAAUAGCGUGAAAUGAAGCGAAUUUAGCGUAAAACCUGAGUGUUGUGAAUGUGAGUGAACCAUGUACCAGGACUAUGGACACAAAAAAGGAUAUCUACAACCUUUGGGUCCAGUACACAACGAAGAACGAUGAGGUGUUUUUCCGGCAAUUCGUGCAAGGAUUCGUGGGGAUUUGGCGGGAGCAAUUGCCACUGGAUUUGGAGAAGAUGCCCCCGCCGUCACAGAUAAAGCCCGAUUCGGGUCCCCACAUACGACGAUUGCCAGAAGAAUUGCUUCCGGCGAUACAAAAGUUCCUGAUAAUAGCAAAAAGUGAUGCAGAGAAGAGACUUCUGCGGGAUGACGAAAUCGCCGACACCACCCUCUUGUUUGAGUGCUUGACCAUAAUUUGUCGGCACUUUGACAAUAUUGCCCCCGUAGCGAAAUCCAAUUUUGUGCCAGUAGGGGUGGAAAUUGUGACGGGUGUGCUCAAAAGUGCCACAGAGAGAAGUAGUAGCCUUCCCAAAUGUAUCCGGACACUCGUAAAAACCUUCAGUGGCUUUGUUGAAGUCAUCUUUGACCCUUACCUCACGUGGAGGCACUUUGUUAACACAGAUCUCUACGAGAUCUCUCACCAUCCAAAUACGCAGCUCAAUUCGGAAAUCAUCCCUUUUAUCUAUGGUUGUUUCGAGGAUGGCACCCUCACUAGUGACUCCCUGAAUAUCUUGGGUGGAAUAAUUGGGGGCUCCCAAGUGAAUGCUCAACGUGCCGUAUGUCCUGCCACAGUGAAGGUCAUCGUAAGUCUCAUUUCGUCGUGGGAAUGUGAGGCAGAUCUUCGUCUGGUGGCUCUGAAAUGUUUCAAUUUAAUGGUGAUUGUCCUACUGAAGGCAAGUCCGGAAACUAGACAAAUUGAACUAACAACAGUCAUGCAGCACUAUCACGAAUCCAUAGUGUUGCUGUUGAAAACGAAGCAUUUUAUGCGGAAAAUUGAAAGUGAAUCUUUUGAGAUUGCAUCAGAGGAUUUCUGCAUAGACGUUACCGCUCUACAUGCUCUCAUUGACAAUCUGAAGAGUCUCCUGCAGGAGCCGACAGUUCGUGUGAAUGUUUGCAAGAUAAUGAUUGACAAUAAUAUCCUGAAUAUCCUAAUUGGAGUGCCAAAUAUCAUUGAAGCGUGGGAUGUGGAUAGGCAGGGACUCUUGACGACGUGCGUGAGGGUGCUCAGGCAUAUUUGCUGGGCAUCUCAUCACAAGAUGACUCGUUUGGCCAUUGGAAAGUUCUUUCAGGGUCUUCGAAUCAAUGGGAAACCCUCACGAGAUCUCGUGGCUGAGCUAAUUGGUCUCGCUGACGCGCUCGACGAUGAGCUCUUUAUCAAUUGUAGCGUCAUAAGGGAGAUAAUUUCAUGGCUCGGGGAUUUUGGGGAAAAAGAACAACAGUACGCAAUGAAGAAACUACUGGCAAUCUGCACGAAGAAUAUCAAUAGAAAGAUACUAGCAUGUGAACACAGAGUUCUCGAAGCAAUAUGCGAAAGUCUCAAACGCUUUCAACGACUAUCUCCGGAGACUAUCUGUGACAUGAUUCGAACAGUUGAAGAGCUGGGAAAGUACACGAUACAUCCGGUGGAAGUGAAGAAGCUCUUCCGGUUGCUCACGGAAGAUUUUAAUUUUACAUACAAAUUUCAACUAUUGGAGGCAAUUGUUAACAUUUCAUCGCACUACGCAGGCAAUAAUAUGGAUAAUUGUUAUUUCUGGAAUAUCCAGAAGAAUGACGAGGGAAUUACGGUCCCUGAUAUAGAGGCAUGGUCCUCAAGCAAUCCCCGGAGUGGAUUUAUUUUUCACACUUCUCUCAACCUAGAGAAACUUUCCACCAAUGCAGAAGAAAUGAGUGCCAGGCCGUACCGUCGGCAAAUACUGAGUUUGCUCAGUACCCAAGGGACGGGUUUUGAGAUUUUUGUCAGUCACACCGGAAGCCUCACCCUGGCUGCCCUUACAAAGAAGGAAUAUCACACAGUGACGGCAAAUGAGGCAAAACUCUGUGAUGGGUUGUGGCAUUCAAUCACUAUCUCCGUCAUCCCGUCGAAGAGACCCUUUUCCUACUUUCAGGUCACAAUGUAUCGUGAUCAGGACAUACUGCUCAGUACGUCCCUAAAGAUUGGCAAUCAACACGAUAAAUUUGUUUACUGCACCAUUGGAGCACCAAUAAAUCGCGUUCAGGAGAUCCCUGUGCCGGAAGUAGAGGAUUCUCGUGAUAAUGCAAACACAAUGAAAGGACUCUUUCCAUCAAUCUUCGAGAAAGCCGUUACGCAAGCUCCCAACUACUUCACUCUCCCCCUCAAGGGGUUCUCAUCUCAAGAUCCAACAACAAAGUGCAUCGCUUUGGGACUCCAAGAUAGUGUUUUUGGGAGUCAGGUAUGUCUCCGUGGGCAAAUGGGAUCAGUUUUGCUAGCUGAAUCGAAUUAUCAGCUAAAAAGUGCCGUAGAAGCGGGUGCAAAUGUGGCAUCAAUUGUUUCUCAGGACAGUGAAGGCACUGAUGCGGUAACAUCAAAAGUUGUCUUCUGCUUCUCCCCAUCAGCAACGUAUGACAAUGUCUGUGCGGAUUUGUCGCUGGGGAAGAAGUAUUCGGGGCACAGUAUUGCUAAAUUCCACCAUGUGAUAACCAUUCAGGAUGCUGUAAAGAGUAUCGGUGGAAUUGAGGUAUUUUUCCCUCUGCUCGAAUGCUUCAAGGAUACUCUCGAGAGGACAGUGGAGGACAGCGAAAAGGAAAGUUGCGAAUCUCCGUGUGAUAAGCAAAUGCUAAAGAAUCCCAUUGCAUCCUUCAUUGUCCUUCUGCGAUACUACACUAAUUGUGAGAGCCUUCAGGAUAAUUAUGAGAAUAUUUCCCUAAUUGGAUCAAUGCUGGUGCAGUGCGAUGCAUCAUUGCUGGAUGUAAAUGUCCUUGUUGGGCUACAAAUUUACAUUGAGACCAUCCAGCAGAAGUACAAGAAUGUCAACAAUGUGCCACUCCUUGAGGCACUCUAUGAGCAUUUACUGUUCAACUUCAAGAUCUGGUCUAGAGCAUCAUUCCAGAUUAUUAUUGGGCACACGCAGUACCUUCAGACGCUCGUCAAGACUGAUCGAAAGUACUUCAGGAAGAAGUUUGGAAUUCAAUUUAUUCUCGAUACAAUUCGAUUGUAUUUCAUUACACCGAAUAACAUUCCGCUGGAUGAUGCAAAAUCCAUCAGAGUUGCUCUUAUGGACAUUGUACGAUACUACAUUCAGAAGGAGAUUAAUAUUAAGGAGGUGGGAGCAUUGCUUAAUUUUCUGGCAACGGGAAAGAAUGAAGGAGUACUCAUUGAGCUGAUUGACCUCAUUACAACUCACAUGGAAGCAAAUUGCAAGGAUCAAAUUUUCCUACUAAUGCUGGAGCCACAGAAUGCAGAAUUACUGUAUUGUAUGCUCCUGGAGAAGACAUUCACUGUUGCUCUGCACAAUGCUGUACUUAAGCUCAUUUGGUGUCUCUUGACGACAAAAUGGGUAUCGCAGAGGCACAAAAGUUACCUGACACUGCAAUAUAAAUCAGUGAUAGGACAGAGUCUCUAUCCGGGACUCUUGACGUACCUCUUUCCGCUUCGGUUAGAAGAUGAAAUAAUCUUGAAUUUGGCCGAGCAAAUGCUCUUCAAUAAUUCCGAAUCGGGAUUCUGUGGCAUUCUGUACUUAAUUAACAAUCUCCAAUAUCGGGAUUUGAGUUUGAAAUUGGAGAUAAGUAGAAAACUCCUUACGACACUUUUUACCAAGCAAAAUUCCGCAAUGGUACUAAUUGCUCAGCAAAAGGGCUGGCAGCAAGCUAUUACGAAACUCCUAGUGAAGAAAUCCAUAAAUAUUGAUAUGAAGACUUCCGACGUGGAUUUCAUAAGUUUCGACGAGAAGACGCCCGUUGAGGCGAGAGAUUUUCAAUUUGAUGAAAAUUUCUCCCUUUCGGAAGCCAUGGAUGCCAUGGAGGUGUUCGAUAGCGAUAAUAUGAGCCUCCAUUCAACAAGUACAGUAAGUGAAGUGAAUUCAUUGGCAUCACCAACGCCUACGGGUAAGGUAGCAUCUGAUCCACCAUCCACAGUGAGUGUUGCCCUGCCGGAAAUGGAGAAUACUGUAAGUGAGGAGGAACAACUUGUGUGGCUCAUCACAAACAUCGUCUUUACCAUACUGUGGCAGGGGAUUCCGGACAAAAAGGAAUCCUGGAAGGCUGCUGGAGAGAUUAUAGCAUCAAUUAAUUUUCUAGCCUUGACCAAUGAACUCUAUUGCUCUCACCUUGUGCUUCGGCUGAGGCUCCUGGAGAUGACGGUGCAGGCAUGCUUGAUUGAUAUCGGAGAAGGGGGUAUUCAGAAGAUUGAUCAUCAGCAGUACUGUGCUCAACUCAUGCGAAUGGUUUACGACCUCGUGGUACUGGAUCAAAACAAGGAUGAUCUCAAAAAAUGCUCCACUAAACUCUUGGAUGGCGUUCUGGCAUUGCUAGAUGGUCUAAUGGUUUUCCAAAGUACUGCUGUUGACGAUUGGACGGACAUGAAGAGAGUUUGCUUGGGAUUAUUAAUCCAAUGCUCCCACAGUACAGAUCCCUCAAUUGUAGCCAUGGCCACGGCAAAACUUCAUUACAUCCUGCAGUGUCGAACACCAACAGAUGCCGAAGAAGUUGGAUAUCUCGUUUACAGACUCAGUGGAGCUUUAGAAAAUGCCAUUGAAGUUGGGAAUUCAGAAGAGUACUCCUUCCUCAUUCCGGUAAUGAAAGCCCUCCUUGAGAAAACGGAAACAAUGCUGGGAUUGUUGGUGAAUGUGCCAAAUCUACCACCUCUCUCCUCUGGUCCGGUAUUCUUUCAUGAAUUCCAAAUGUUCGCGGGACACAAGCAAUGGCAGACAUUUAUCAAGAAGAGGAUAAAACCACUCCAUGAUGCGUAUCAGAAGGAAAUUGAAGUGACUCUGUGUGAACCGUUGAACACCUUUUGGGCGGAAUGCUAUGAAUCUUGCAAGAGAACUGGUAAAUUAUGCAAAGAGAUUGAAAUGGAAAGUCGAACCAAGUUUCAGGAGAAAAUUAUAAUGCCUUGGCGCUAUCGACAAAGUGAAGAAAUCCACCGACAAAAUGCCGCAUUAGCAACCCUUAAAGCUGAUGAAGUAAAAUGCGAUCGACUCUAUCGUCAAUUUCGCCGUAGCCUCUAUGGAGCUCGUGGUCCUUGGAGUAAAAGUAAAUUGGAUCAAGAUCACUGGAAGCUACUGAAUCGUGAAAAUUUCAAUCGAAUGCGAAUGAAACUUGAUCCCAAUCUGUACCACAAUCCUCACACAAUGGCUGCUAAUUUGCGGGAUAACACAACACUCGAUGAUGAUCGUCGUCUAUCAGCAGACUUUGGUCCUGCCAUCAUCCCAUCCGCCACACCGUUGGACAUAACGGAUGAAGAGGGAUUCGUUGUGCUUGAAGAAGAUUUGCGUUUCUCUCAGGAAGUUUCAAUCCUGGAGGAGCCUCAAGCGCAGGAAGUGGAUCGCGAGAAGAUCAUCAUAAGUUACGAAUGUGAAUUGAUUGUGCUCAUGUCGCGCAUAAAGGGGAAGUUGGAAAUAAGUGCAACAAGUGUAGCAUUUGUGGAUCAGUCGCAGCAACAGCAAGAUCAGAGGCAUGAUUUCAAAUUCUCCCUGGCCCUCCUGCGAGAGAUUCAUCUGCGUAAGUACAAUUUGCGUCGAAGUGCACUGGAGAUUUUCCUUGUGGAUCAGCGAAGUUAUUUCGUAAAUCUCACGACAAAGACGCGCAAUAAGGCCUUCUCGAAGAUUCUCGGACUUCAGCCGCCAAAUAUUCAGUAUGGCAGCGGUAGGGCCCCAAGUGAGCUCCUCAAGGCAUCGGGAUUAACGCAGAAGUGGGUUAAUCGUGAAAUUAGCAACUUUGACUACCUCAUGCAUCUCAACACAAUUGCCGGAAGGACUCACAAUGAUCUGAGUCAAUAUCCAAUUUUCCCGUGGAUUUUGGCUGAUUACACGAGUGAAAUUCUCGAUUUGACUGAUCCUAAAUCCUUCAGGGAUCUCUCAAAGCCAAUUGGGGUGGUGAAUCCGAAGAAUGAGAUUGAGGUGCGAAGCAAAUAUGAGAAUUUCGAAGAUCCCUCCGGGGUGAUACCAAAGUUCCACUAUGGGACUCACUACUCGAAUUCUGCUGGUGUCCUGCACUACCUCCUGCGCAUUGAACCCUUCACUACACUCCAUGUGGAGCUACAGAGUGGACGCUUCGAUGUGGCUGAUCGACAAUUUCAUUCAAUCAAUCAGACAUGGCGACAGCUUAUGGAUAGUCCGAAUGAUGUGAAAGAACUCAUCCCGGAAUUCUUCUACAUGCCCGAUUUUCUGCGCAACAUCAAUGGCCUGGAUUUGGGGAUGCUGCAGACGACAAAGGAAAAAAUAAGUGAUGUCAUCCUCCCACCAUGGGCCCAGAGUCCCGAGAGUUUCAUUGCCAUCCACAGGCGGGCACUGGAAUCGGACUAUGUCUCCGCCAAUCUUCACCAUUGGAUUGAUCUUAUCUUUGGGUACAAACAGAAGGGUCGUGCUGCCAUUGAGGCGCUCAAUGUUUUCUACUAUUGCUCCUACGAAGGAGCCGUGGAUCUCGAUAAGAUAACCGAUGCAAAGGAACGCGAAGCCAUUGAGGGGAUGAUUAAUAAUUUCGGGCAGACUCCAUCGCAACUGCUGCGAGAAGCUCAUCCACGACGCUUAACCAGUGAUGAGUGUUUGGUACGUCUCCUGCGGAAUGACAUUAAGCGUCCUGAAUUUAUAAACUACCUCGAUCGUGUGUCAAGUGUGUAUUGUGAUUUGUCCACGGAGAAAGAUCCCGUGGUGUACUUGAGUGUACCACGAACACCACAGAGAUCAUUCCUACAAUCCGGACCGGAUGUCCUCAUUUCCGUUACACGCUCAGGAACAUUGUCUACGCACACAUGGGCACCAUAUGACAAAGAGAAGGGAUUCAUCUUUGGUACAGAUUCCGCCAAAACGCGCAAAGUUCUCACGGGUGCCUUUCAUCCGGCUGUAAAGUUGUCCGGAAAGCUAUUUGCUCUGAAUCUUGAGGGGAAGCUCCUGUACACGGGUGGCAUUUGGGAUUGCAGCCUUAAGGUGUUUAGUGUCCACAAGGGACGUGCUGUGGCAUCCGUGGUGGCCCAUUCAGAUGUAAUUACAUGCCUGGCUAUUGAUUCCGGUGGGAUGUAUCUAGUCACGGGUUCUCGCGAUUGCACGUGUGUUCUAUGGUCGAUCUCCAACACCAAUCUCACUCAGAGUUCCGUGGGUUUAGUCAAUCUUGCAGCAGGAGCAGCAGCUGUGGCAUCUCCAAGUGGCAGUUCGGGUGGUGCUGCGAGUCUUCUAGCUCCACAACCGCUGAAAGCACUCCAUGGGCAUGAGAGUGCAAUAUCAGCGGUAGCCAUAAUGACGGAAUUUGAUCUCGUUGCAUCUGGCUCGAUGGAUGGAACUGUGAAUCUCUACAGCAUCGAGAGUGGUCAGUUGAUACGAACAGUGAGUCCAUUGGGAUGUACGGGUGUUACAAUUGAGAUCUCCUUCGUGACCAUCUCAUACCAAGGACAUGUGGCUUUCUCUGCCCUCGAUGAUACCUCCUACUCUGUGCACGCUUUUACCGUGAAUGGUGUUCAUGUGGGAUCGAAGUAUGUUUCAGGGCGUGUCACGAGUUUGGCGACCAUUUCGGACCUCCUUGUGGUGUCUGAUGAUGCAGGAGAUAUCACCAUUAGUCGUCUCAAUGGCCUAAAGCCCAUCUUUGACAUUCCGCUGCACAUUCCCAUUGAGACACUAGUCGUGGUGCCUGGAAAUAGUCACCUCCUUGUACCGCUGCGUGAUGGUAAUCUCGCUGUUGUCGGAGUAAUCAUGCCAAAUAACCCGGGUAGUAUAUCCUCCACUUCAACUGGCAUCCCGUCCACGCGAAAGCAUUCCAUCCUUACUGUCUGAAUCCCUCCUCUAAAGUCUUAUUCAUUUCUCUUUUUUUUACGUAAGAUUCUUUAUUUCACAUUUUAUUUUACAAUUUUACAUUUAUUUUUUUUCCUUGGUGCUGGUCUCAAUCUAUCCUUGUUUAUUUUAAAUUUUAUUCUUGACCUCUUUUAUUUACAAUUUAACGACAAAUUAAUAAGAAAGAUUUUUUCCCUUGGAAAAUUGUCACAGAUGGGGGAAAAUAUAAUUUUUUUAGCUCUGUAUAUAAAGGAGAAUUUUAACGCAAAUUAUUAUAGAAAAUUGAAAAGAAUAAAGUGAUGAUAACUA